This is a messenger RNA of Thamnophis sirtalis, 1693 nucleotides long. The record is from RefSeq and is a predicted model, not a curated record. Lineage: Eukaryota; Metazoa; Chordata; Lepidosauria; Squamata; Natricidae.
AUUCUUUAUCAUCAAGGAAAGUUUUCUGCUUUACUAUGCUGAGAGUGAAAAGAAGAACUUUGAAAAUAAUCGGUACUUCAAUAUUCAUCCAAAGGGUGUCAUACCUCUUGGUGGAUGCAUCGUAGAAGCCAAAGAAGAAUCCAAUAUGCCUUAUGCAAUGAAAAUCUCUCAUGAGGACUUCCAUAUAAACUGAUGGAAGAAACAGAGGAGCUAUGCCUGCAGAGGGAACAGAGAGAGGCCUUGGAGCAUCUCAAUCAAGUACUGGAGGCAGAAAAUAAGCAGUUUGAAGAAGUAGUACAAGAUCUUCGAGGGGAACAGGAGCAGAUUAAACGAGAGCUGGAAAUGACUGCCCAGUCCCUCAAAGGAGUAGAAGAAGAAAAGAAAGGACUACAAACUCUGACAGAAGCAUUACAGAAGACAUUGGAAGAACUUUCUCUGGAAAAACAAAGCAUGCUGGAGAGGCUGGAAGAAGAUGGAAGUCGUUUGCAGUCCCAGAAGAGUCCUUCGGGGCAAACUAGCACCCCUGGGGACUUGAAGAAUAGCCUCCAUCAGAUUGAGGAGAAAAUGCACCAGCUGCUGAAUGAGAAACUCUUAGCAGAGAAAAGAAUGAAGGAGAAUGAAGAACGCUCCCGAGCUCUGGAAGAAGAGAGGGAGUUCUAUUCCUCCCAGUCACAGGCCCUACAGAAUUCCCUCUCUGAGCUGACAGCCGAGAAGCAGAAGACAGAGAGAGACCUCAAGGCAGAAGUGAAGGUGCGUAUGGACCUGGAGAAACGCUUGCAGGAGGCUGAAGAGGCCCUGCAGAGCCUUGAACAAGGCUUAAACUGCAAGCAUCGCAACAAAGAGAAGGAGGAAAAAAUGAAAGCUGACGUCAGCAACCUGAAAAAAUUCUUUGAAGAAUGUAUCCGGAAUGCUGAAUUAGAAGCCAAGAUGCCAGUAAUUAUGAAAAAUUCUGUGUACCUUCACAAGGCUGCCACUCGCAGGAUAAAAAGCUGCCGAUUUCGUCGUAGGAGAUGCAGCAAUUCAUGGAAUAGUUUGCGGCAAUCACAAUCAUUCAUGUACUCAGAAGCAGAAAACAUAGAAGAGCUGAAGCAAGCUGCCAAGAAGCUAAGCCAGGACCAUCAUUUCCGGGAAACCAUCUAUCAAAUCAUGGAGUCGCAUCAGGAUUCUUCCUUGGUCAACAAAAAGUGAACCACCCCCACUCUAUUGUCAGGGGAGAUCUAGACUCAGCUUGUCAUUUCAUUCAGCAAAAGCCAAAUUGAUUUGUCUAGAUGCAGAAGUAUGAUAGCAGUGGAAUUUCAUGAGGAAGUAAAUGGAACAGUUUUCAUUGUAGAGCUUCGUGAUCAGACCAUUAUUCUCAAUCAGAAUGUUCCAUGUAGCUUGCUGUAACUCCUUGGCUGUCGAUUCCUGUCAUAUUAACUGACUCUGCUUUCCUCUCAACUUCCUUUAUCAAGAUCCAUGGUUUUACAAAAUGCCCAGCCAGUCCUUUAAUACCUGGGAGAAAACAUACAGUAUAUGAAACAAGUACAUCAGGUGAUGAGCCUAAGAAGUAAAUCAUCUGUAAAGGGAAAGAUACUACAGAUUUCUCAUUGGAGGUCAAUGAUGGUUAAAAUUAACUUUGCUCUACAACCUUUCCUGCCACAGUUGUCAAGUGGAACUGGAACUGGGCCUGGCUAGUCUAGUGAAGAGAAGGACC